CUUUUUCUUUUUCUUCAUUUUCUUCAUUUUCUUCUUAUACUCACUAACAAUAACAGAUGGAUACAAGUACUGUUACUCCGAUUGAUAUUGAUUCUUUAAGCACCAAGGCAAGAAGACGUAGGCGUACUACGCGCGAAGAAGCCGCCAUCCUCGAAGACUUUUACAGCAAGAACCCUAACCCGGAUUACAAACAGAAGGAAAUGAUUGCUGGUGUUGUCAAUAUGGGACCAAAAAACGUUCAUUUUUGGUUCCAAAAUCGAAGAGCAAAAGGUGGUAACAAAAACAGAAUGAUGAUCAAGUCAGAACAACAAGGCAAGUAAUGCUUUUACUCGUGUUACCAAUUAUUUUAUCACUGAUGUUGAAUCAGUGCAACAAAAUUCCGUCAGCCAAGCAUUGGUAUUGUCAAAUGGUCAGAUCGACCCCAAUUCUACACCUGUCACUAGAUACAUGCCACAACAGCAACCAGAUCUUUCUAUCCCGUUUUACUUUCAUCACGCGGAAUUUGGGAUUGCUGAAUGUAUGGUGCAAUGGGCCAAAGCCAAAUAUGAUUCAAACUGAAGCCGCACUUUUUACAUCGCCCUUUUCUUUUUUGCUUCAUAAAUAAAUAAAAAUAGGCGGGAUAGCUAAUGCUUAAUAUAUAUAAAGUAUACUUCAAUCGUGUGUGUGUGUGUGUAUUUGCGUGUUUUUUGAAAAGCGGUUUCGAUUUAACAUUUUGAAAGACAAAAG
Molecule: messenger RNA, 726 nt
Organism: Mucor mucedo
Lineage: Eukaryota; Fungi; Mucoromycota; Mucoromycetes; Mucorales; Mucoraceae
Exons: 2
Coding region: 57-320 (87 amino acids)
Biological process (GO): cell differentiation; regulation of transcription by RNA polymerase II
Molecular function (GO): RNA polymerase II cis-regulatory region sequence-specific DNA binding
Source: RefSeq, a predicted model, not a curated record